Molecule: messenger RNA, 1482 nt
Organism: Arachis duranensis
Lineage: Eukaryota; Viridiplantae; Streptophyta; Magnoliopsida; Fabales; Fabaceae
Product: E3 ubiquitin-protein ligase APD1-like
Exons: 8
Coding region: 206-1258 (350 amino acids)
Source: RefSeq, a predicted model, not a curated record
UAAUUAAUUAAUUAAGCCAUGCACAGAACACCGUUGAUGAUGUCUCUUUCCACUUCAAACCAUGGCUACUCUCAAAGAUGGGAACAAACUUUGGCAUGCAUGCUUGUUCCUUUAGUCGUUUGGUUUUGUGGCAUUUUUGGCAAGUAUCCAAUAUGGGUAUUAUGGUAAUUCUCGCUUGGUUCUUGGUCCGAGUUCAUCGCGUUUGAUGAAGACAAGUUCAAUUCUUGUGGAGAAAGUUGAAGUGAGAAAUGAUCACAACAAUCUUGUUCUUUAUGCCUUUAAUCAGAAGCCUGAGUUAAUUUCCCAAACAAAUUGGACCACUUCAAGAUUCUUAGUUGUUCCCAGAAAUACUCGCAAGGGAUUUUCUUUGUGGUUAAAUAAGGGUUCUAGAAUUCGUAUGAGGUGGGAAGCACAAGCAAGUAGCAGGAAUCAGCUUGAAGGGAUGGUGAUUAAAGGAGAAAGGAGAUUUGAAAAAAUGGUGCCUCAACAAACAUUCUCCCUUGAUACACUUGCCAUUCGUGAGACAAUCAAUGGUAAUGAAGCUGAAUACAUGAUUGAGGAAGAUGAUAGGUACCAAAUUGGAGUUCUGAACAUGAAUGACAAGAACAUAGUAUUAAACUUGAAUGUUAAUGUUUCUGCCAAGAUUUAUGAUACCACCAAAGCCAACAACAUCUACUCUUCUAUCAAUGGAUCAUGCACAUUUAGCCUCCUCUUCCCCAACACAUAUUAUCUCAUUCUAACUGCACCAAAAAAUGUAGAUGAUGACAACGACGACAGUGACGGAGAAUGGUUUGUUGAAGUUUCGUUCAUUACUCGUAUGGUAGCCUAUAUAGCUAUUUUAGGACUUUGUAUAAUUGUUAUCUUCAUGAUACUGAGAUGCCUUGGAGGUUAUGAUAAUGAUAAUGACAAUAGUAAUGUGACAAUUGACACAAGCAACAACAAUAAUAAUGUAUUAGUUUCUUCAUCACAAGAAAUUACUGAACCAAUGAUGCAUCAUCAUCAUGAUGUGAAGCCAAAUCCAAAAAAUGAUGAAGAAGAAGAAUCAUCAGAAGAUGGUUCUAGUUGCUCCUCAGAGGAAUUAUAUGAUGAGAAAUUGUGUGUCAUUUGCUAUGAUGAACAAAGAAAUUGCUUCUUUGUUCCUUGUGGCCACUCUGCCACUUGCUUUCCCUGUGCAAAGAGGAUUGUGGAUGGAGAGAGCAAAGUGUGCCCUGUGUGCAGAAGGCUCAUUCACAAAGUGCGAAGAUUAUUUAUGAGUUAGGCUUUGUCAAAAUGUUAUCAUAUUAAUGUGUCACAUUAUAUCUUAUAUAUAUGUGUGUAUUGAUUAGUAGUAUUACUCCAUGAUUCACUUUUAUUAUUUCCACAUAGCUUACCUUUUUUUUAAUAUUUUUUUCCCUUCAAGUUUCUAGGGAAUGAGUUACUUGCUGUGAUUUCGAUUUUGAGCUCUCUUCGCUAUCAAUUUAUUUUUUUUUUCCAAAUCAUUUU